This is a messenger RNA of Physella acuta, 2594 nucleotides long. Its product is annotated as protein-L-isoaspartate(D-aspartate) O-methyltransferase. NCBI's taxonomy places the organism in Eukaryota, Metazoa, Mollusca, Gastropoda, Physidae. The record is from RefSeq and is a predicted model, not a curated record. Gene Ontology annotation, cellular component: cytoplasm. Gene Ontology annotation, biological process: protein modification process. Gene Ontology annotation, molecular function: protein-L-isoaspartate (D-aspartate) O-methyltransferase activity.
UUUGAAUUUGCUGGGAGUUACGUUCCGUAGUCUCUGUACGUAGAAUUUAGUUUUAGUAAACAAUGCUCUCUUGAACUGCGUCACAGGUGGGGAUCAUUUUAACUGUAGCUCUGUGAAUGUUGGAAUCAGUCAAUGUGGAUCAACCGGAAUAGUCUCUUGUCAUUGAGCUUCUUGUAUUUCAUACCCCGCACAUUUAUUAUGGCCUGGCGAUCAAGUGGCAACAACAAUACCCACCUUGUUGAAAAUCUGGCCAAAAAUGGCAUCAUCAAGUCUGAAGCUGUUAUCAGUGCCAUGAAGAAAGUUGACCGCGCCAACUUUUGUAAAGCCAACCCGUACAACGACUCGCCCCAGAGCAUCGGCUACGCUGUGACAAUUAGUGCCCCGCAUAUGCAUGCCCAUGCACUGGAACUCUUGUCUGACCAUUUAACAGAGGGAAGUAAAGCGCUGGACGUGGGUUCUGGGAGUGGCUAUCUAACUGCGUGCAUGGCACUAAUGGUUGGAAAAAGUGGUAAAGCUAUAGGCAUAGAUCAUAUUCCAGAACUGGUGGAGGAGUCCAAGAGGAACAUAGAGAAGGAUCUCAUCACCAGGGUGCUGCUGGAGACUGACAGGCUGGAAUUGGUGGUGGGGGACGGCCGGCAGGGUUACGCCCCUGAGGCACCUUUUGACGCCAUUCAUGUGGGGGCGGCGGCCCCCGACCUUCCUGAGGCUCUGGUGGAGCAGCUGAAACCAGGUGGAAGGCUGAUAAUACCUGUUGGUCCUGCAGGUGAAAACCAAAGUCUUUUACAGGUUGACAAGCUUGAGGACGGUACCGUGGUGAAGAAAAAUUUGAUGGGGGUCAUCUAUGUGCCACUGACCAGCAAGGACAAGCAGUGGCCGAGAAAAAAAUUUGAGUUAUGAUCAACUGAAGGCGAUAUACUGGCAUGGGUCCAGUUUUUGUUUGAAAAGUAUGAAGCAAGCCCACAGAAUUGAGUCUAAGUUAAGUCGUCAUUGAAUCUGUUUUUGCCCUGGAAAAUAUUUGAUCCCACUGUAAUAUAUGUAACUAAUUGUCCUUAUGUGUGUAUGUUGUGCUGGCAGUAUUUAAACACAACCUUCCAAGAGAUUGUCUGAUGUAAAGUUGAAUGAAAAUUCUUUUCUGAGCUAAUGAGCCUGCCUGUAAGAAAUUGUCCUGGACUACUAAGUAAGAUGUCAUUUUUAUUUUUUUGCUAAACAAUUGUUUUUUAAAAUUAAGUUAAUUUUAAUUAAAUUAAGAUUUCAAGUAUGCAAAGGCUUGUACAUGUUAGACAAUACUUUGUUUCUUCUAUGGAUUCCAUAUACGGCAUUUGAUUGACAUUUAUUAUUUAUUUCACAGCAAACACUGUUAUAAAGUUAUAAAUAGCAGAAAUAAUUGUUCUUUGUUUUACAUUUUGAUAAGACAGAAUGAAAUUCUGUACAAUAGUACAAAGGGAAUGUACUCUAGUGAAACUUUCACUAUUCUGGGCAUUUCUAUUAGCCUCCUUGUUUUAACAUCCUCCAGUUUAAAAAGCAAGUCUACAUACAGUCUACCCUCCGUAAUCUGUCUGCUGUUAGAGGGUUGAGCACUUGACUAAAAUCAACUCUAUUAAAUUAAACUGUUGGUCCAUGUACUCUGGAACUGAUUUAACUAAUAUUUGAAUAAAAAGCUUAUUCUAAACUGCAAGCUUUACUGCAUGUGAGGCUAUUGUAAAAUAACUCCACUUCUGUCCUUGGUUGGUUAAAAUUGCUUGAUAAUAAAUUAUUUUAAACUUAAAGAAUUGUUAAAUGUUUAUUUGUAGUUUAAAUUUGAUUACAUUUUCCAAAAUGAAAAGUAACUUAUACAAACACAACAUUUUUAAAAAAAAAUUGGUGUAUUCUGUAUUGUAAAAAUUAAUGUAUUGACAACCAAAAUAUCACAGGACAUUAAAAAAAAAAAUCACAAAAAAAAUUGUUUCAACUGAAGCAGGUACAGAAUAGACAGUAAAGAUCACAUAACAAGUUUAAGGAAAUCCAAGGAUAGAAAUGUCAGGUAUAGAAGACAAAAGAUCAAUACACUUAUUGAUCAAAGUUACAGGUGAAAACUAGUCUAGAACUGUUUCAAGAAAAUUAAAAAUUGAACUGCAUUGGGUAUAACAUUGUUAUACUACCAAAUGAAAAUAUUAUAAAAAUAAUCUAACAACCUGUAUCAAUUUUCUCUGCUCAGAAUUUCUGAAUUUCAUAACAAAAAUUAAACCAAUGCAAAGGUCAAUAGGCUUGAAAAGUAUAUGUAAUCAUAGUAAAUUUAAGAAAAAAAUCUUUUUAAGAAUAUGGCAAGCGAUAAAAUUAUAGUUACAUUUAAAAAACUAAAAACUUAAAGGGAACCAUCGAUUACACUCAUGUACAUAUUUUUGUGUUGAAUAUAAGCAGUUGAAAAGUCGUUAAGAAUUGUUCAUUAAUUCAUAUAUUUUAAAAACCAAAACUGCCCUAAACAUCUCCUUCAAGUCAUUCGGAAUGGACAAGGAGGAGAGUAAAACAAUGAAAGUCACAACAGUUGUUUUCCAUGAUAAAAUACACAAUAGUGGUCAGUGGUGUAUAGCCUAGUAUUGUAUUUAUAUUAAACUUAA